Homarus americanus (American lobster) is the source of this 873-nucleotide messenger RNA. RefSeq names its product axoneme-associated protein mst101(2)-like. The record is from RefSeq and is a predicted model, not a curated record. The transcript is spliced from 6 exons. Bases 1 to 873 code for a protein of 290 amino acids. NCBI's taxonomy places the organism in Eukaryota, Metazoa, Arthropoda, Malacostraca, Decapoda, Nephropidae.
AUGAUCAACACUAGUACACCAACAGUUGAUGAAAGAGGUGUUGUCACUCCCAGGCUGCUGUGGCAGGUGGCCGCGGCAGACGAGGUGUCACAUGGUGCAGCAGAGGAGGUGUCAACUGGUGCAGCAGAGGUGGUGUCACAUGGUGCAGCAGAGGUGGUGUCACAUGGUGCAGCAGAGGAGGUGUCAACUGGUGCAGCAGAGGAGGUGUCACAUGGUGCAGCAGAGGAGAGGUGUCAACUGGUGCAGCAGAGGAGGUGUCACAUGGUGCAGCAGAGGAGGUGUCAACUGGUGCAGCAGAGGUGUCACAUGGUGCAGAAUAGAAGGUGUCAACUGGUGCAGCAGAGGAGGUGUCACAUGGUGCAGCAGAGGAGGUGUCAACUGGUGCAGCAGAGGAGGUGUCAACUGGUGCAGCAGAGGAGGUGUCAACUGGUGCAGCAGAGGUGUCAACUGGUGCAGCAGAGGAGGUGUCACAUGGUGCAGCAGGGGAGGUGUCACAUGGUGCAGCAGGAGGUGUCAUGCAGAGGGUGUCACAUAGUGCAGCAGAGGAGGUAUCACAUGGUACAGCAGAGGAAGUGUCACAUGGUGCAGCAGAGGAGGUGUCACAUGGUGCAGCAGGGGAGGUGUCUCGUGAGGAGGUGUCCUGGUGCAGCAGAGGAGGUGUCCAUGGUGCAGCAGAGGAGGUGUCAACUGGUGCAGCAGAGGUGUCACAUGGUGCAGAAUAGAAGGUGUCAGCUGGUGCAGCAGAGGAGGUGUCACAUGGUGCAGCAGAGGAGGUGUCAACUGGUGCAGCAGAGGAGGUGUCAACUGGUGCAGCAGAGGAGGUGUCAACUGGUGCAGCAGAGGAGGUGUCAGGUACGGAUACUGACGGAGUGA